UGGGAAGUGAAAUUUGACAAAGAGCUCACAGAAGAAGCCCCCUUUUACCCUCAUCAUGCAGAUGAGGAAUGCCACAGCGUGCAGCUGAUGCACAGGAAGGGUGUCUACAAUGCAGGGACAAUUGACCUAUGCAAUGUUCAAGUCCAAGUUCUUGAGAUCCCCUACAAGAACAAUGAACUGAGCUUUGUUGUACUGCUGCCAGUAGACUGCAACGCAGAAGCUCUUGAACAGCUGGAAGAUGGACUUAGCCACGAGCAUCUGCUUGACCUGUCCUGUCAUCUAAAGGCCAUUGAGGUGGAUGUGGCCAUUCCCAAGUUCAGCUCAGAGAAGAGCAUUGAAGCCAACGAAUACCUGAAUCUGCCCAAUCUGACUGACCACGAAAAGGCCGAUUUCUCUGGAGCAACCGCAACAGAAGGUGUGGCUCUGACUCAGCUGGUCCAUGAUGCUGCUAUUGAGAUUGAUGAAGAGGGUGGUGAAGAACCAGAGGCAGUCCCUUGCACCAAGGAUAGGCGUCCACGUCGGGAACCUGUGGAGUUUCUGGCUGACCAUCCUUUCCUCUAUUUCAUCCGGCACAAUUGCACCCAGAGCAUCAUUGUUUUCGGUAGAUUUGCAAAGCCAGAAUAAAAGAAGAGUUCUGAUGCAUGAAACAAGAUCAAUGGAAAACGGAUAUGGAUGAUGUUUUAUAGG
Lacerta agilis (Sand lizard) is the source of this 687-nucleotide messenger RNA. Its product is annotated as serpin B5-like. Gene Ontology annotation, biological process: negative regulation of endopeptidase activity. NCBI's taxonomy places the organism in Eukaryota, Metazoa, Chordata, Lepidosauria, Squamata, Lacertidae. The record is from RefSeq and is a predicted model, not a curated record. Gene Ontology annotation, molecular function: serine-type endopeptidase inhibitor activity. The transcript has 3 exons. Bases 88 to 624 code for a protein of 178 amino acids.